AUGACCACAGCCGCUACCGUCGUUGAGUCCGACGCCCAGAGGGCUCACAAGCUGUCUUCCGCGAAGAAAAAGCUCAAACGAUACCGCGCCUCAAAAUCAACCACGCAGUCUUCCUCAUCGCAUGCGUCGUCUUCGCCAUCGUCCUCACCGUCGAAGAGCUCCAGCGGGCUCCCUCUGCCUCGCCGAGUGCCGAAUGGCGCGGCGCUCCCGGAUCUGAGUGAAGCGGCAAUGGAGGAGUCCAUCUCGCAGCCGGCCAAACCCGCAGCGAGCCAGGAUGCCUUUAAUUUUAGCCAGUCCAUCUCUCGCCCCAGACAUAACAGAGUCGGCAGUCGCGCUCUUUCAUCUCAUCGUCGCCAAAACUCGUCCUUCUCGUGGCCCCGACAGGCACCGACUUCGGGCACGUCAGAGCAAGUUAACCGUCCCAGUGUCAUGGGGCUCUUCGAUGUGCCGCCUCUUGAGCACAGCAGUGAACAGACCGACGAAGGGACUGAGGGUGAGAGUGAAGGACCGUGCAGUUCUGCGGAUCACGCGAAGGGUGCACCUCGGGAAAUUGUGACGACUCCUGCAACUCCCCCUGCGCAGGCGGGCUGUCUGGCUGGAAGCGACGAGGACAAGGAGAACAACCACGACGAUGAGGAGGAGGCGGCCAUCAACCGCCUGUCUUCGUUGAGCUUCGGCUCCAAGGCUCCGCAGCAGAUGAACACCCGUCGCCGGCCGACGUCCUUCUCGCUCCGCGACACAACGCACAUGUCCUCGCACUCGUUCUCGGCCCCCUUUGUUCCCCGCCGACCGCUCUCGGCACGUCUCAUGUCGUCCUCAGCUGCUCUACCGGUUCCACUCGAUCUCUCGUCGGAACUCAGCAGGUCCACUUCUCCCCAGCCUCACCGCAAGCGCCACUCCCACAAUCGGUCCGAGUCGAUCUCUCUACCGAACCUCAAGCUGGGAGGUCGACCCACGUCUUUGCGGCUGCCGUCUCCCAACUUCACCAGCGCCUCUGCCGCCUCAUCACCGACAAUUCCGGCCUCAACGGAUCGCCGUUCGUUUGCUCCUACGACCGGUUCGCGGCUCAAGUUUGAGCCGAGUGACAAGGAGAAGGAGGAGUCGCGCCGCCGCGCCCUCGACAAGCUGACCGAGGGUAUGACCCCACCCACUGCUCCCGCUUCAAACGUGAGCAAGGGUGAGAUCGUUCUGCCUUCGUUCGACGACGACGAUGAUGAUCUGUCGACCAGCUCUUCCCGGCCGCAGUCUGCUACGUGUACGUCAGCCGCAUCGUCCAGUCGCCCCUCGUCUCUGACCGUCAACUCGGCUUCGAGCAGCUCGUUUGGCAUCUCGUCUCCGUUACCCUGGUCGACUUUCGAUGAGGCUGAUCGCUGGACGGCUGUCUCGCAGCGUUUCGAAGCUAAGGAGGAGCCACCCUUUUCUGGUUUCAGCUUUGACCUCCCGGAGCCCACUCCACGCCCCUCGUCCGUGCUUCUGAAUGGUGGCCUGGGCGUGUUGGCUGAAGAGGAUGAAACAGAGUCUGAGGAGGCGGCGGAAGAGGAGGACAGCACCCACCAGCUUGAAGCUGCGCCAUCCGACAUGACUUUGUCAGCCGACGACUCGACGCCUUCAGCACCAACGCCUUCACGCCUUCGUCAACUCCAUCUCGUCUCGUCCGUCUCGUCCUCCGGCCGUCGCAGCUCCAACCCCGAUGUCUUGCAAAGCUUUUCGCGUACCCUCGCCCAGUCGCGUGAGACACCGACGAAGAGUCCUGCGGGGUUUGGAUCGGCCAGCCGUUCAGGUGGACGCCCUCGUCCUCUGGACACCUCGACGGACUGGUUUGGCUCCACACCCAGCCCCAGCAAGCCUAGGCCCUUAUCGACCGGUUCCUACCCGCGCGGCGGCGGUGCUUCGCGCACCAGCUCGAUCUCUUACAAGAAGGACGACAGCGGCAGCGGCUCGUCUCGGGACUAUGGAAGCUCUCGUGGGGAGGACAUGCUAUCGCCGACAUCAUCCAUCGACGAGUCUGGAUCUACCAGGUCCAUGGGCCGUGCUUCGUGUCCGCGUCCCAGGAGUUUAAUCCUCGGUCUCACUGGCACGUCGGGCCGUGUGCUUGGAGAAGUCAGCGAAGCCGACGAGGACGGCGACGACGAAGCGAAUACUCGCGACAGCUUUGACAGCCCGUUCUGGACGAAGAGGGACAGCCGCGACCACAUCGACAUGGAACUCAAACGCGAUGCUCUUCGGGAAGACGUUGACCUCUGGCGCAAACGCUGCAAGGGCCUGGAAGACAAGUACGAGGCUGAACGUCGGGAAUCUGCUGUACUCCGGGAACGCGUGCGCAAGCUGGGCGACCGUCUGCUGACGGUCUCCUCGGCUGCGCCUAGCCGGCCUUCUGCCGCCGAGGAGCACGAAGCCGCUCAAGCUCGCCUCAUUGCGGAGAUGAGGGAGCAGCUAUUCGGCCUGACUGCAGCCCUUGAGCGCGAGCGCAAGGAGAAGGCUGAGGCGGUCGCGCAGGCAGUUGAGCUGCAGGCCAUGCUCGACGCCCUGCACAAGACCCCUCACGUGUCGCCCCACCAACUUCCGUCGACGCCAAAGUCGAGGCAGCACAUGGCUUCGAUCUCUGGUGCCAUGUCGACGCCUGCCGAGGCAUACGAGGAUGCUGAUAUCUACGACGACGUCGACACCUACGAGUACGGUCUCGAGGCCGGCGCCUACAACCAAGCCUACGGCCACGAGGAAAACCAGGACCCCAACUUGAUCCGCAUGCGAGGUGGUUGGGGCUUCCCUCAGGGCCCGGUCGACAAGAGCAGCCGCGAGAGCAAGCGUGAAUCCUUCUUCGGUCUGUCCCGCGCCCGCCCUGUCCGACCUGCUCCGAGCAUCUCUGUCCCCGGCGGACUAGGGUGGGGAACCGCGCAGCCGUCGCCCACGGAGCCAACGUUCGAUCUGCCGCCGUUCGUUGUUGAUGACAGUAACAGCUCCCUAGUGACGCCCAUCUCUCCCACUAAGGCCGUGUACACCAGCAACGGAACUGGCCGCCCCCGCCCCAUCAGCGCCAUCGGCCGUCCGCCUCCCUCGCUCUCGUCUUUCACGCACACGACCCACACGACAUACUCGACCCACUCCACGCACACCUCGCAACCACCGGCGCAGACGACACCGGAGCGCCAGCUCGCGAGUUCGGGAUUCGGCCUCAGUUUCCUCUCGGGUUACCUCAGUCGAUCGACGCCGCCGCAAGUGCCGCUGAUAUCCAUCACGCCGUCCAGCGUCUCGCCUAAGAGGCAGCUCACGACGCUCGUCAAGCAGUCGCGCAGCGACCGGCAGUACGGCUCUGUGGCGCCCGGGUGCGACAUUGACUUCCGACACAGCUGCCGGCGCUGUACCGGCGAGAUCAUUGAACUCUAG
Messenger RNA from Trichosporon asahii var. asahii CBS 2479, 3384 nucleotides. RefSeq lists its product as uncharacterized. The transcript has 2 exons. The record is from RefSeq and is a predicted model, not a curated record. The coding region runs from base 1 to 3384 and encodes 1127 amino acids. Lineage: Eukaryota; Fungi; Basidiomycota; Tremellomycetes; Trichosporonales; Trichosporonaceae.